CUAACCCCUUUUAUUUUAGACUGGAGCCAUGAGAAAGUUUCCUGAAAACCCGAAAAACUGUAAUCCAAUACAGUUAAUAAAUCAAAUGAAGCCUGGUGUAAAAUUUGUUGAAACAAUAAUUAGUUCAAAAACUAAUUUUUUUUUUCAAGUAAACUGUGUAAUAGACGAUGUUCCAUUCACUGGACAAGGAUCGACAAAAAAAGCAGCCAAAAAGGAAUGCUGUAUUGCAGCAAUAAAAAGUAUUUGGCAAUUUGAUUUCCAUGCCAUAGAAGAUAAUUAACUCAUUAAGAAUUAAAUUUGAUAUUUAUAAUAAUAUACGUUUGUGUACUAGUUA
Rhopalosiphum padi (bird cherry-oat aphid) is the source of this 334-nucleotide messenger RNA. RefSeq lists its product as uncharacterized. The transcript is spliced from 2 exons. The record is from RefSeq and is a predicted model, not a curated record. The coding region runs from base 29 to 280 and encodes 83 amino acids. Lineage: Eukaryota; Metazoa; Arthropoda; Insecta; Hemiptera; Aphididae.